Drosophila nasuta is the source of this 1163-nucleotide messenger RNA. RefSeq names its product PI-actitoxin-Afv2a. Lineage: Eukaryota; Metazoa; Arthropoda; Insecta; Diptera; Drosophilidae. Gene Ontology annotation, molecular function: serine-type endopeptidase inhibitor activity. The coding region runs from base 48 to 293 and encodes 81 amino acids. The record is from RefSeq and is a predicted model, not a curated record. The transcript is spliced from 2 exons.
CAGUUGUUCAGUGAGUUGUUGGCCAAAGAACGCGGCGGAUCAUCGAAAUGCCUUGGCAAUGGCUGCUGCUGCUCUUCUCGCUGCUGAUGAUCGACGGUGGCAGUGGCGCCUCCAAACGUGUUAAAAUGUGUCUGCAGCCGAUGAUCAGCGGACGCUGCUUUGGUCACGUCGAGAGCUAUGCCUACAAUCCGCUCCAGCGUCGCUGCGAGGCCUUCAUCUAUGGCGGUUGCGGUGGCAACGAGAAUCGCUUCGACAGCAAGGCCGAGUGUGAAUAUAGUUGCCGUGAUAUUUAAGCCGAUGAACCGUAAAACCGAUCGCGAAAUGAUUAUGAAUGAAUGUGAAUCAAUGCUCAAUUAAUAACAGAAACUGGCCAGAAACUGAAUUCAUAACUUUGUUUGCGAUUACUAAGUAGUAUAUUCAAUUUGUUGUUUGAUUCGCCUUGUUGUUGUUAAUGUUAGUGCGCCGCUUCACGUGUCGCGGAUUGUUGCAAAUCUUCUCGCAAUCCUCGAGUGUGUUAAACAGCCGCUUAUUGCUGCAACCCAUGUACUUGCAGUGCUGUGUCUCUAUGUCAUAGUAAAUGCCCAGAGUGGAGGGCACGCAGAGGCUGCUCGUGCUUGGCUUCACCUGGCACAGAUCGCCUAUUUGAAACAAUCGAAAUGUCAGUUAACAAUGCUUAAAGGUUGCUCAUAUGUCUCUCUUUUUACUUACGUGUCUUGGCCGCAAUCAUGUGCAGCUCCAGGCACAGAAACAACAGCGUGAUCAGGCUCAGCAUGGACAUUUGCAUUCCUCGACUCAUUUUGCAAUUUAAAAUACUAUCUGGCAGAAGUGAUGAUGACAGUGAUAGUCGCAGUAGCUGUAGCUGUAGCUUAAGUCUGCUUCUUUUGAUCCUUUGUGUGUAUUCAGCUUUGGACUGUGGCUGGCACAGAUAUCAUCUGAAUUUCCAUAGAUUCCCUGUCGUCAAUGGCUGCGACGAAGUUGUGUGAAAAUGCGCAGCUACUCGCCAUAUAUAUUGGCUUAUAAAUGAAGUGGAUUAAUGCUUUAUGUCUAUACUGUACUUAGUAUACGGAUCUGUUGAUUUCGAUUUAUGAGUUCUUUAUACUCGACAGCGGCAUCGACAUCGACUUCGGUGAGAGUUCAGCACAGUACGUAGACCAAGCUUGUGU